AUGCUGCCGGCUCCCGCAGCCAAGCCGCCGCCGCCGCCCCUGCUCUGGCCGAGCCCCCCCGCCGCCGAACCCCCCUGGGCUUGGGUGCUGCCUGGGAUCCUCAGGGUCGGUGCCUCCGGGGCUCCUCCGCCGCCGCCCCCGCUGCUGCUGCCGCCCCCCGCCCCGGUGCUGCGGACCGGACCGGGCUGGCGCCUGCCACCCGAACCGCUCCUGCCGCUGCUGCCCGCCGCCGAGCUGCUCCACGGGCAGUGGGUAUUUGGAGGUCAUUCUCCAGUUAUAGGAUUUUCACCUUCUUCAAGUGUGGAAUUUGUUCCUGUGUUCCCGCCCGUGUACGGAUCCACAGUUCCCCCUCACGCCGGGAAGAGCUGGAUCGAUAAGAGGCUGCCCAGCUGCAAAAUAUACUUGAAUAAUGCAUUUGCUCUGGAUUCAGCAUGGAUACAUCCUGAGGAAUCGAGGCUCUUUCAGGGAAAUGAGAAACCUCUGUUACUGACCAAUCAAGUCUCCACAGCUAUAGCCAGGCCAGCUGCUGCCUCCAGGCCUCUUCCCACUCUGGUUUUGGCACCCCAGCUGAUACCAGGAGGUUGCCAGAACAGCCUUAAAGCCGUCGGUGGCAACCAGACCCUGGCUUUGGCCACCAUGGCCAUGGUGUCUGUGGAGCCCGACCCUCCCCAGGGACCUGCAGCCCCCGGUGUUCAGCCCUGCCACGUCCUCACCUUCUCCCCCAUCAGAAUUCCAGUCUUGCCUUCGCCCUUCCCAGGUUCUGCCUCCAGACUGGAUGCUCAUGUGGGUCCUUUGCUGCCUACACAAGUGACCAGGGUGAGGGCUGUGGCUGCGCCGGCGGUGACGCUCAUGGCCACCAACCUGAUGGAUGCAGCACUCCCAGACAAUGGCAAAGAACGGAGCAGACCCUCCUGCCCACCCACCCUGAUUUUACACACAGAGAGGAAGGGUGUCCCUGUGGAGAGCCAUGGCAAUAAGGAUCAUUCCUUUAAGCUGAUGAAGGAGGGUGACAGCGCGUCAAGCGGCAGCAAGCCGGUGGCAUCCACCCCAGUGCCAGGAUCCCCAUGGUGUGUAGUCUGGACUGGAGAUGACCGGGUCUUCUUCUUCAACCCUACAAUGCAGCUGUCAGUCUGGGAGAAGCCAGGGGACCUGAAGCACCGCGGUGACAUCAAUCGCAUCAUCGAGGAUCCUCCUCACAAGCGCAAGCUGGAGGCUGCAGCAACAGAUAAAUGUGUUAGCUCCUGUCCAGGGGAUGAAAAUGAUGAUCUUAGCAUCAAGACUAAGAGAAACAAAACAGAAGAUGGCCAAGCUGCUGAGCAGGGGAAGGCUGAAGAGGAGGAGAAAGCUGAGGAGGCAGCAGCAGGGCAGGGCUCAGCUCCCCUGGAGGAACGCAUCACACGCUUCCGAGACAUGCUGCUGGAGAGAGGGGUUUCAGCAUUUUCUACGUGGGAGAAAGAGCUGCACAAAAUAGUGUUUGAUCCACGCUACCUUCUGCUGAACUCCGAGGAACGCAAGCAGAUAUUUGAACAGUUUGUCAAGACCAGGAUCAGAGAAGAAUACAAAGAAAAGAAAAAUAAGUUGUUGUUAGCCAAAGAAGAAUUCAAAAAGCUCCUUGAAGAAUCCAAGUUAUCGCCCAGAACCACGUUCAAGGAAUUCGCAGAGAAAUACGGACGGGACCAGCGGUUCCGCCUGGUGCAGAAGAAGAAGGACCAAGAGCAUUUCUUCAAUCAGUUCAUACUUGUUCUUAAAAAGAGGGACAAGGAAAACAGGAUAAGGCUACGGAAGAUGAGAUAA
Molecule: messenger RNA, 1794 nt
Organism: Calypte anna (Anna's hummingbird)
Lineage: Eukaryota; Metazoa; Chordata; Aves; Apodiformes; Trochilidae
Gene: TCERG1L
Product: transcription elongation regulator 1 like
Exons: 13
Coding region: 1-1794 (597 amino acids)
Cellular component (GO): nucleus
Molecular function (GO): RNA polymerase binding; transcription coregulator activity
Source: RefSeq, a predicted model, not a curated record